Molecule: messenger RNA, 697 nt
Organism: Penaeus indicus
Lineage: Eukaryota; Metazoa; Arthropoda; Malacostraca; Decapoda; Penaeidae
Exons: 3
Coding region: 81-428 (115 amino acids)
Source: RefSeq, a predicted model, not a curated record
CCAGCUACCACCACCAACUUCCACCAACCUCCACUCCUUCAGCACCAAAACCCCCCUCCCAAAAACCCCAAAGUCUCACCAUGGCCUUCCUCCGAGCUGCCGUUGUCCUCGCCCUCGUCGCCGUCGCCGUCGCCUCCGAAGCCGCCCCCAACGCACUGAAGGAAGAGCAGCGCACCAUCUUCAUCGACGGAGGCUCCACCGACAGCUUUGGCAUCACCGACGUCUUCCUCUACAUCGGCACCUUCACCCUCGCCAUCCUCACCGCCCUGGCCAUCAUCGGUCUCAUCUACGGCACCCAGGAGUCCGGCUCCACUGGAUACGAGGCACCUGCCACCGGAUCCUACACCAGCUACGACCACGCUUACCAAGUCGCCAGGGCUCUCUACGACGGCUACAAGAAAUACGAAGAGGCCAGAUCCGCCAACUAAAAAAAUGAAGCCGAUGGACACGACCGCAUGAAAGAGAACCGGAAGCGACUGCCUGCGAGAAUCCGUGUGAAUCCUGUUACGAGAACCCUGUCCGCGUGAAUCCGCUUGCAAGAACGUCAUUUCCCUGUGAAUCCGCUUGCAAGUGUUUAGUUCCUGUGAAUCGUUAUGAAUCUGCUUCUACGAGAAAGCCGUGUUACCCUAAGAUGCCAUAUAAUAACCUUUGGGUUAUUUAUGUAGUACUUGUUGUUCUAUUUAUUUUAUUUAAAUAG